Clonostachys rhizophaga is the source of this 432-nucleotide messenger RNA. The record is from the annotation of a GenBank genome assembly. Lineage: Eukaryota; Fungi; Ascomycota; Sordariomycetes; Hypocreales; Bionectriaceae.
AUGCGGCCGUCAAUUGCAGCCAUACUGGCUGUGUGUGUUUGUUCCUCUGAGGCUGCGAUAAUUGGUGUUUUGGCGCCUGAGUCGAUCCGGAUUGGUUCCGUGGCCGAUCUCAAGAUCUGGACUGGCAGUGUAAAGCCACGCGCCGAUGACAUCGCCGUCGCUUUUGGGUGGUCUUCCCGCGAUUCUGCAGUCGAGGGGAACAUUGGGAAUCUUCUGCGGUACACUUACCUUGGGCCCUACGAGUCCAACCUAGGCCUCUUCAAUAUAUCAAUCCCCGUACGAUUUCCGGCCGAUAUCCCCAAGGGUGAAGGUGUUAUCUCGGCAUCCAUCUUCAGUUUGCUACAUGAUCAAAAUGUUGCCCACUUAAGAAACUUCCAGAUCAAUGUCACCUUCGACGACAAGACCACCUCUCCUAAUUACGUCUUUCAAUGA